Molecule: messenger RNA, 879 nt
Organism: Anopheles cruzii
Lineage: Eukaryota; Metazoa; Arthropoda; Insecta; Diptera; Culicidae
Product: alpha-tocopherol transfer protein-like
Exons: 4
Coding region: 1-879 (292 amino acids)
Cellular component (GO): membrane
Molecular function (GO): phosphatidylinositol bisphosphate binding
Source: RefSeq, a predicted model, not a curated record
AUGAAGUCCAUCGCGUUCGCUAGCGUCGAGGAACAGUACCGCAAGUACGGCGAUGGGCUGCGUGCUGCGGACGUGCGAGAGUUGGCCGACUGGGUGCGAGGGUUGGCCCAUCUGCCUCCGGUCAGCGAAUUGGAGCUGAUCCUCUUCCUGCACUCGAACUACUACGAUGUUGAGGCAGCCCGCCAUACGAUCGAGUGCUACUACAGCUUCCGAACGAGCUGCAAAAAUCUUUUCGGCAGCCGCGACCUUUCCUUGCGCUCGAUCCAGCAAGCCAUGGAUGUACUUGACCUGACCGUUCUUCCUGAGCUCACUCCCGAGGGCUACCGAGUGCUGCUGGCAAAGAUCGUUGACCCCGACGCGAGCAAGUUCUCGCUAAGCGCAAUAUUGACGUUUGCAAUAAUGUGUAUCGACAUCGUGCUCUGGGAAGAAGGGUGCAAUAACGGGUCAAUCCUCAUCAUCGAUAUGGACGGAAUUCACCUGGGUCAUUUGCCGAAAUUGGGCAUUUUUACGCUGAAGGACCUGCUGUACUUCAUUCAGGAGGCGUUCCCCAUUCGGCUGAAGGGUCUGCAUCUAGCCAACGUUGUUCCCUUUAUCGAUCGAAUCAUGGCCAUGAUUAAGCCGUUCAUGAAGAAGGAACUGCUUGAAAUAUUCCACCUUCACACCUCCAUGGACACGCUUUUCCAGCACAUUCCGCAGCAGUGUUUUCCGGCCGAAUACGGUGGCAACGCGCCACCCAGAAAGCUGCUUUGUGAUCAAUUGUAUAGCCGCACCGUGGAGUGUGAACAUUUCCUGGCCAACUACGAUCGGCAGAAACGCGUUGACGACAGCAAACGAAUCGCCAGACCACGCACGAUUGGCAAUCUUUUUGGGUUGUUUUGA